ACCACAUGUUGCCUCAAUAGAGGCCAAGCUCCGAAACCAUAGCAGGCCACUCCACUUGUCAGCUUGCAAUGGAAGGUUUGUAAAUAAAUAAAAAUAAAAAUCUAAACUAAACUAAACUAAACUAAACUAAACUAAAAACAUUUAUGUCUACAUGUUCCAAUGCCCACGUUCCUGCCACAGCCCAUUGCAAAUUAAUACAAUACCAACAAAAUUUUGUACGUACAUUCAGAAUGGUUGGUAUGAGUUUGUCAUUUCAGGAAUAAUAUAUUAACCAGGCUGCAUGUUUUUCCUCCGUUGAAAUGCUCAUCAUUAUCUUUUACGUAAAAGAGGUGGCCGAUGCAAAGAGAUGCUGAUGGUAGAUGUACAUGCACUUAGCAUUGAGUGAUUGCAGGGAAAUAUGGGUCGUAGAAUCAUCAACGCUUCCUCCAAAUACGACUUUGUCAAGGUGAAGGUGUGGUUGGGUGAUGAUGCCGAGCACUACUACGUUUUUUCCAGGUUUUUGCUCAGCCGAAUGUUAACCGUCACUAAGAUCCCAAAUCAAGCAGCUGUCAAAAUCGCGCUUGAGCUCAAGAAGCUGCUCGUAGACAACAGCCUUCUAGAUGUCUCGCAGUCUGAUUUGGAAGCUAAUAUGUUUAAGCUUAUGGAGCAAAGGGGUUAUGGGGAAGAGUACGUAAAUCGUUACAAGAUGAUGACUAGAUUUCACCAUCAAAGAGUGCCACUAAUUAUUCUUUUAUGUGGAACUGCCUGCGUCGGAAAGUCCACCAUAGCUACCCAAAUUUCACAAAGGCUGAAUUUGCCUAAUGUCAUGCAGACAGAUGUAGUAUAUGAAUUGCUGCGCACAUCCACAGAUGCACCAUUGGCGUCUACUCCUGUGUGGGCACGAGACUUCAGCUCCUCCGAAGAGUUGAUUACUGAAUUUUGUCGGGAAUGCAGGAUUGUUCGUAAAGGAUUGGCUGGUGAUUUGAAGAAAGCACUCAAGGAUGGAAAACCAAUAAUAAUAGAGGGAAUGCAUUUGGAUCCAAACAUUUAUUUAAUGGAUUAUGAAAAUAAACCAUCAGCUCCUGUGGAAGAGAAAACUCUGGAGGCAAAUGAGUGUGCCAGCACGGAAGAAGGGACAACAGCUAACAAGGUUAACAAAGUUUCAGACUACCUGGAAGCCAUUGGCCUAGCAGGAAGUGUUUCUGAGAUUAAAAACGGUGCAAGUCCUAAAGGUCCAGAGGAGCUUAAACGUACUUCUGUUGAGAAAGAGAAGUCUGGACCUGGACCAAUAAUUAUACCUCUAGUUCUGAAGAUGGCUGAAUUUGAUCAUAAUACGUUACUAGAGGAGUGGUUCUCAACUUAUACAUUUAGUGAUAAACUUCUAGGCCAGGGCAGAGAUAAGCUGAUAAGCAACUUAAACACCAUUCAGGACUAUCUUUGCUCAUUCAACUCCAAGGGCUCGACAGUUCUCAAUCUAUCAGCAACUACAUUCAACCCAACACUGGAUUGGCUGCAUGGCUAUCUUCUUGAGCAUAUCGAGCAAGGCAUUUCGCCGCUGUCCAAUGACAAUGUCAGGCGGCUUGUGGAAAAUUAGACUGCAUUCCAUUCAGAUGUUAGCCAGCUCAAAGCAGAAGUGGAGAAAAGAGCCGAUUUUGAAGGUUUCUCAUUCAAAGCAGCAAAUCGGUUUGGAGUUGGACAAUCAAGAUCAAAAUGUAUGCCAGAAAACAAAAUGGAGAAGAACAAAUCUUCAAAGGCAAUUUCAUAUCCAGCAUCUUGUAAUGCAACCAAACACUUGCCCAAAAUCCAGUUCUUCAAUUAUGCUUAUGAGAAGACCAAAUGGCAGGAUUUGGAUUUGGAGAAAAUAUGUAGCUACGAGUUUUUUAUUUUUUCUCUUUCAUGUUCUACCCUUAUUCUGCUCUUUAUUAUGUUAAUGGGAAGACCAAAUGGCAGGAUCAUGAUUUGGAGAAAACUGGUUGGCAUUCAAAAUCUAUUGGGUAAAUUCUACUUAAAAUUAGUCUUGGCACAAUUUGUAUU
Messenger RNA from Prunus avium (sweet cherry), 2013 nucleotides. RefSeq lists its product as uncharacterized. The record is from RefSeq and is a predicted model, not a curated record. NCBI's taxonomy places the organism in Eukaryota, Viridiplantae, Streptophyta, Magnoliopsida, Rosales, Rosaceae.